This is a messenger RNA of Notothenia coriiceps (black rockcod), 491 nucleotides long. Its product is annotated as contactin-associated protein like 5-1-like. The transcript is spliced from 3 exons. NCBI's taxonomy places the organism in Eukaryota, Metazoa, Chordata, Actinopteri, Perciformes, Nototheniidae. The annotation marks the transcript as partial. The record is from RefSeq and is a predicted model, not a curated record.
CUCUGUACGAACAGUCCUGCGAGGCGUACAAACACAACGGCAACACGUCGGGACAUUUUUACAUCGACGUGGAUGGCAGCGGACCAAUCAAACCGCAACUGGUGUACUGCAACAUGACAGAGGAGAACACAUGGAUGGUGAUCCAGCACAACAACAGCGAGCUGACCAGAGUGCGACCGUCUCCAGAGGUGAACCAGCACUCAGUUCACUUUGACUACUCCACUGAAGAGGAGCAGCUAUUGGCCGCCAUCAGCCAAUCAGAGUACUGCGAACAGGAACUGUCCUACCACUGCAGGAAGUCCCGCCUCCUCAACACUCCAGAGGGCUCUCCGUUCAGCUGGUGGCUCGGGGGUCCCGCUCCCGGUCGUGUUCAGUCUUAUUGGGGGGGGGCUCAGCCGGGCAGCCAGCAGUGUGUGUGCGGGCUGCAGGGAGACUGUGUGGACCCUCAGCACUACUGCAACUGUGAUGCUGACCGCACCGAGUGGUACUGA